Molecule: messenger RNA, 2538 nt
Organism: Suillus subalutaceus
Lineage: Eukaryota; Fungi; Basidiomycota; Agaricomycetes; Boletales; Suillaceae
Product: glycoside hydrolase family 3 protein
Exons: 12
Coding region: 66-2387 (773 amino acids)
Biological process (GO): glucan catabolic process
Molecular function (GO): beta-glucosidase activity
Source: RefSeq, a predicted model, not a curated record
AAUGUCUCAAUCCUUCCGACCUUUUGCCAGAUUAUACGAUUAUUCUCAAGCUUAAGCUUCAGAAUAUGAUGCGUGCACCCGAUAUGCUUCCCAAACUACUGGCGUUGUUGUGUAUGUUUCCCUUUGAGCUAGGUGCGGGUCAGUCCUCUCCCGCUCCCAACUCCACCGUGACAACGUUUGCGUUUCUUCCUCCCACCAUCCUCUCGAGUGGUGUCAUCACCAUUCCGCUCUCUAGUUAUUCAUUCACUCCUUACCCUACACCUACACCUACCCCUACCCCUACCCCGCCUGUUUUCCCCGCCACCGACCCUUUGAAUCCUCCCGAUGUCAGCAGCGAUCGGCACGUUGUGCCUGACUUUGCGCCUGCGUGGGCUACUGCGUACCAAAAGGCCAGGAACCUCAUAUCGAAUUAUACCAUCGAAGAAAAAGUCAAUAUCACUACUGGAGUCGGUUUUGGGGUUGGCUUGUGCAGUGCGAAUAUCGCGCCUAAUAAGAACUUCCCUGUCAUCGUCAAUUUUGCCAAUGUCAUUUCUGAUCAUGUUAUGUAUUAUGACAGCUGGAAUCGCGCUCUAAUGCGUGCUCGUGGCCUGGCUUUGGGUCAGGAGUUCAAAGGCAAGGGAGUCAAUACUGCCCUUGGCCCCAUGAUGAACAUGGGCCGCGUCCCUCAGGGUGGCCGCAAUUGGGAGGGUUUCGGUGCUGACCCUUUCCUGGCGGGCGAAUCUGCGUAUGAGACGGUUUUAGGCCUGCAACACGGUGGAGUACAAUCCUGCGCCAAGCACUUCAUAAACAAUGAGCAGGAGCAGUUCCGCGCGGUGGAAUCCUCGAAUGUUGAUGAUAGGACUCAACAUGAGAUCUACGCGCACCCGUUCUUGCGCAGUGUCAUGGCUGGCCUUUCGUCUGUCAUGUGCAGUUUCAACCUCGUCAACGACACUUACGCAUGCAACAACGACAAGAUGCUCAAUGACAUCUUGAAGCGGGAGUACGGUUUCCAAGGUUUCGUUAUGUCUGACUCUUUUGCGACGACGGCAACCCUCUCUGCUGUUGCAGGGCUGGACAUGACUAUGCCUGGGAAUCUCUAUAACUCCAACACAUCCUACUUCGGGGGUAACCUCACGGACUACGUGAACGAAGGGUACAUCAGUAUGGCUCGCCUGGACGAUAUGGCGACGCGUAUCAUUGCCGCUUGGUACUUCCUGCACCAGGACGAGGAGUACCCUGUGACGAACUUUAAUUCAAAUGAUCCAAAUGAUGAAGUGAAUAACAUGCAUGUGAAUGUGCAGGCUGACCAUUAUAGGAUUGUAAGGGAGAUUGGCGCAGCUGGGACGGUCCUCUUAAAAAAUACGAAUGGCGCGCUACCAUUGAACAAACCCAAGAACAUGGUAUUGAUCGGGAGUGAUGCGGGUCCAGGCAAAUCUGGUCCGAACGAGUUCUUAUUCGGGGGUGGUGUUGAUGGCAUUCUAGCGCAGGGGUGGGGAUCUGGAACUGGCACUUUUUCCUACCUUAUUUCGCCUCUCGAGGGUAUCCAAGAGCGUGCUCGCCAAGAUGGCAGCAGUGUGUCCUGGGACUUUGACGACUGGAACACUGAUCUGGCUGGUACUAUGGCAUUUGGCCAGGCUGUUGCUCUGGUUUUCACCGUUUCCGACUCUGGUGAGGGUAUCAUGACUGUCGAUGGCAAUCCAGGCGAUCGUAAUAACCUCACCGCUUGGAACAAUGGUGAUGACCUCAUCCUCGCUGUCGCCGCGCAAAACAACAAUACCAUAGUCGUCGUGAACAGCGUCGGCCCGCUUAUUGUGGAGCCCUGGAUCGAACACCCUAACAUUACAGCCGUCGUCUGGGCCGGCAUUCAAGGACAGGAAGCAGGUAAUGCUAUUGCUGAUGUGCUCUAUGGCGCAUACAACCCUUCUGGAAGACUUCCGUACACGAUCGCCAAGGAUCCCGCAGAUUAUCCCGCACAACUCGUCACUAAUGGUUCGGCAAGCGAGGUUUUGACAAUUAAUUAUACGGAGGGUGACGCGAAUAUCACACCGCGUUUCGAGUUUGGCUUCGGCUUGAGCUACACCACGUUCUCGUACUCCGCCCUUGGCGGCGGGGAGGCAUCGCCCAUCGCCGAAGGGUCUUCUGCUGCGCUUUGGCUCCACGAGCCCGCAUUCCAGGUCACUUUCAUGGUCACUAACACUGGAAGUGUGUCUGGGACUGAGAUUCCUCAACUUUACAUCCACCACCCGUCUUCCGCUUGCGAACCUCCUUCAGUUCUGAAGGGAUUUACAAAUGUUGAAAUCGCACCAAACGACACGAAAACCUGCUGGCGCAAACCUGACGGCCAGAUCUCGUUUUCUGUUGGCGCAAGCAGUAGGGACUUUAGGUUGUGGGGCGUCAUCCCGGCUUGAUUCGUGAUUUAUAUUCGAGAUGCUUUCGACUUGGCGCAUUGAAUUCAUUUUAGGGUAUUUAUGUGGUAUAAUAAUUUUAACGCAGUAUGGGUUAAAUUAUCAGUGCAGGCGCCCAGAAAAAUUCAAAUGCAUCAACGGAGAGGUUGCAGGG